UGAAAACACAAACUUCCGGUGUCAUUUUAGCUAGCUAGGCUAGCGUCUCGCUUGACGCAACAGGGAUGUCUCAUGGCAGAUUAACAGCCAGUCCUGAAAGUAAAAGCAGUCGCAAAACUCCUCGGAGCUCUGUGGAUACCGUAUAACUACAGUCUUCCCUCGCGACUUAGUUAACGUGAGACAGCAACCAGUUCACAGACAGGGUGGGAAGUUAAUUUUAAGCGAAGGGCUACUUAUGCUGUUGCUACAAUUGUGCUCAAUCCAACAGCCGCUGAGCCGCGACCACACCCUCCCCGUUUCCUCAUAGUAGCGGGAGCGCGCAGCACGACUUUGAAUCUGGGAAUAACGGCCACUUCUUCCAGCUACGUUUACGGUUUGUGACCGUGGAACUUCCCGAGAAAAGUGAGUGAAUGUUCAAAUACCAACGACUGGUAUGGCUAUGAGAAGCGAGUCGAAGAUAUGCGGGACUACACAAUCUCUGGUCCCGAGUUAAGACGCAGAGGAGGAGGUGGAGGGCGGACAGACGGACGAUGCAUAUGGAGUCGAAGCGACCGGAGCAACUUCUAGCUUCUAACCCUGGGCUCUGUUUGAAAAAGAAGAGGUUGAAAGCGGAUUGAGGGGUUUGUGUUGUUGCAAAAUUGCCAGUUCGGUGGAUUUUACUUGGGAGGACUGGAAAUGAUGGUGCUGGAGGGAAACACAAGUCUUCCCGCUGUCCAGAAGAGCUGCCCGGGUGGUGCCCUGUUUGUAACCAGCAUGAGUACGCCAGGCCGGUCAAACUCCUUGGAAACACGUCGGACAAGAUCUCGGUGCUGUUUCAGGCUACUUGCUCUGAUGCGAGUCGACACAAAAUGAUAUCAUAUCCUAUUGAUUAUAGUUUUUUUUUUAAAGGCCGAGAAGCCAUCUACUAAAUGUUGAGGUGAUGUUUUCUUGCCCAUAGUUAUUAAAAAGAUCCUAAGUAAAGGCAUUUAACGUUACAAAAAUAGAACAGUCAGUUGGAACGUGUUCUUGUUUCAAACGAUAAGGAGUUUUUGACGUAAUUGUUAUUCUCAAUCUGCACUUUGCCUCUUAGAAGGCACCUUGGUGGCACUGCAGUUUGUGUGUGAUUUUCUUUUUUUAAUUCAACAACCUGUGAAUUAUUCUGUUCCAUGAAAAACUGGGACUACAAUGAGAAUAUUGACUUGUGGAUUAUGUUGUUAUGGGCAUUUAAAUUAAUUUAUCAAGAUAAGAGUUUAAAGCAUUAUAACACUGACAAAACUGUGGGGAUUUUGAUUGACUGUGUUACAUUGCAAACUUAGUAAUAACCAAGGCAGAUAACCGGGAAUAUGCCAGAUCAUAGUUUAGACUUUUAUUAUAGUAUAGUUUAGAGACACAUUUAUAAAUAUUUGGGAUGUUAUUCAAACAUAAGGAAAUGCAGUUAUUGAGUUUUGCUCUCUUUACAAUUUUACAUUGAGAAUACAUGUCUUGUGUUUCUACAUGCAAUGUACAGUGGAUUACCUAUAAUCUGAAGGAAUUUAAGGAAGACUGUUUGGCCAGUUGUUAUUUAAAAGAGUUUGUAAAAAGCAGGGAGUUAAGGGUAGUGUUGGAAAUGUCUUAAACAGUACAAUGCAGUGUGCAGCAGCAGAAAACUAUAAAUAACUGAACCUCUCCAGAAGAGCAGUUUGACCCUCGCUCCCACCCCCCUUCCUUCCACUCCCCUCCUUAUUAUGGCUAGUGGUGGCUCUGGCAAAUCGGCUAGCGAGGGAUCAACCAGCACACCCAGUGUCAGUUUGCAGCAGAGGAAGCGUCUCUCCUCCAUCUGUGACACAUGUAAGGGCAAGAUGCAGCUGGUGGCGGACCUCCUCCUGCUGUCCAGCGAGACCAGGCCGGUCAUGACUUCUGAAGGCGUGGCAGUGGCAGACACAUUCGACCAGUGCCGCGACACAGUCAUCGCCAGGACAAAAGAGCUCUCCAUUCUCACCCAUGACAUCCAGAGCCAGCUCAACAUGGGCCGCUUCACAGAGGUGGGGGACCGUCUCUUGGAGAUGGCAGACCUGGUGGUGUCUUUGACAGAGUGCUCGGCCCAUGCUGCUUACCUGGCAGCUGUGGAGACCCCCAGCUCUCAGCCCUGCCUUCCAGGUCUGGUUGACCGCUACAAGGUGACCCGCUGCCGGCACGAAGUGGAACAGAGCUGCGGCAUCCUCCGAGUCACACCCCUGCCAGACCUCACCCCCCAGCUCCUCCUUGAGCUCUCCCAGAACAUCUCCACCAACCUCAAGAACUUGACGGACAUCUCCUCGCUAGCCAGCGAGAGGUCCAGGGACCGCUUUGCAAAAGAGCAGUUCAAACUGAGUGUCAAGAGCAUGAGCAUGAGCGGCACUGCCUUCCUGGCGUGUGUCAAAGAGGUGAAAACCCAGCCCAGUGAGCUGACCAGGAACCGCUGUGUUCUCUUUAGUGCAGCUCUGGUGCAGGCAGUCAGUGCGCUGGUUGGGUUCGCCACAGAGCCUCAAUUCCUCGGAAGAGCUGCGAGUAUCUCCACUGAAGGGAAGGGGGUACAGACUGCAGUGUUAGGGGGGGCCAUGAGUGUCGUUUCAGCCUGUGUCCUCCUCACUCAGGGCCUCAGGGACGUUGCACAGCAUCCUGAGAGCAGCUCCAAAAUGGCAGACUACCGCGAGCGUCUGCGUAACUCUGCUUGUGCUGUUUCAGACGGCUGCACUCUUCUUACUCAGGCACUCAGAGAACGCUCCUCUCCAAGGACUCUGCCGCCAGUCAACUCUCAUUCUGUGAAUUAGUUUAGGAAGAGGCAACAUGAUCUCCUGUCCCCUCGGUCCUAUUCUGACGUACCAAAGAGACUCACUUGGGUUAUCCCUGGUUAUCAGGUUUAGAGUCAGAGUAACAUCAGCAGAAGGCUGUCUGUGGGUCUGUUGGUGUGUUUGAAUGCAGAAGAGUGCAAAAAACGCUGCAGGGUUUUGUGUCGCGCUGGAUGUGGCUCAAACCUUGUUACAAAUGGACCCCUUGAGCGCUCUGGGCCACCCACUGUCCCCAACAGACAGCAGCCUUCUAAUCUGAAAAGUUUACCUCAGUUUUCAGCUCCGGUGAAAACACCAGCCUUGGUGAUGGAUGUAGCCUCACUGUGUGAACCUAUGGUUGGCUGACCUACUCGAUUACAUGUGCUUUGUGAGAUUGGAAAGAGUGAUCCGAGUGUCUUAAUGCUUGUUUUCUUAUUUUUUUUCAACGUGUGAAUUCUUAAUUGGUAAAAAGCUGCUGUGAGUGUGUGCCAUAGGUUUUACACUAUUUACCAUACUUCCCAUAGUAUUUUAAAAUGUUUUGAUCAUGCAUGUAAUGGAGUAUUUAUUUCAGCUAUUAAAAAUAACGUUUCUGAUAUGCUGUUGUUAAGUUAAGUGCUGUGAAAACCAAAUUGUAGAAAGGCUCUAUUGACAGAAAAACCAACCAUACUCUCUCUCUGUUACCUCUCGUGGUAUCCGUUCAUGCUAAAAGUUAAGUUUUAUCUGUCCCCAAUACAGUGGAGGUAAAUAAAGUUUGCUUGUGGUAUUCAAUAAAAAAAAGAUGUAUGCUA
Messenger RNA from Cottoperca gobio, 3553 nucleotides. It is a transcript of the gene tlnrd1, whose product is annotated as talin rod domain containing 1. The transcript has a single exon. Gene Ontology annotation, molecular function: actin binding. Lineage: Eukaryota; Metazoa; Chordata; Actinopteri; Perciformes; Bovichtidae. The record is from RefSeq and is a predicted model, not a curated record. The coding region runs from base 1704 to 2768 and encodes 354 amino acids.